This is a messenger RNA of Cuscuta europaea, 2261 nucleotides long. Lineage: Eukaryota; Viridiplantae; Streptophyta; Magnoliopsida; Solanales; Convolvulaceae. The record is from the annotation of a GenBank genome assembly.
UACUUAUGAACUACGUUUGACUUGAUCUCCUUCACAGGAGUACGUAGGCAACUCGAAAGUUUUAUUUUUGAGUUCAGUUAUAACAAAAUAAAUCUCAACUAAGUCAUUUUUUCAAAGAGAAUAUCAGAAGUUUGCUUACAAAAAAGGUCAAAUCAACGGGAAAGGUUUAGGGAAUUAUUUGAUCUCCUCCUCAUCGGAAGUGUAUUGAGUUGAGCUUCGAACAACAUCUCCACAACGAUGACACCAUCCCAACAAUGAACAGGUGGCGCGCUGACAACAACGACAUCGGUAAUGUCUCUUGCACUUUGAACGACGACAUCAUCUCAACAACGGAGCAGGUGGCGUCGAUGGCAGUAGCAUCGAAGGACUGCUACAAGCUCCAACAGGACUGCUACAAGCUCCUGUCGGACCGCUACAAGCUCCUGCCGGACCGCUACAAGCUCCUGCAAGACUGCUUCAAGCUCUGGCAAGACCGCCCCAAGUUCUGGCAAAACCGCUUCAAAUUCCGGCAAGUCCGCUUUAAGCUCCAGCAAACCCGCUUCAAGCUCCAUGAAAUUUCCCUCCACUGCAUCAACAAAGCUCUAGGAAACAUCUGCACCGACAAAAUAGCCGGUCUUCAAACCGACGAAGUGGCUGGUCUUCGCACCGAAAAAAUAGCCGGUUUUCAAACCGACGAAGUGACCGGUCUUCGCACCGACAAAAUAGCCGGUCUUCAAACCGACGAAGUGGCCGGUCUUCAUACCCACAAAAUAGCGAGUCUUCACACCGACGAUAUGCAAUCGGCCUAAUUCUUCAGAUCGGUGCCACUAACCCAACGAAGGGCCCCAAGUGACACCGAUGAUCGGAAAUCAGACCAAUUCUUUAGAUCGGUGCCAUUAACCCAACGAAGGGUCCCAAGCGACGCCGAUGACCAGCAAUCGGACUAAUACUUUUUAUCGGUGCCACUAACCCAACGAAGGGCCCCAAGCAGCACCGAAAACCGACAAUAGCUCUUCAAUUAAUGGCGUCAUCACCUGAAAUAACAAAAAACAGGGGCCUCGUUGUGAUCUUAGGAUUGCCCGGAUUCAUGGGAAGGCUCAAAUCAUAAAAUAGGCCCAAAAGCCUAAUUUAUUUAAAUUAAAGAAGCUGGCCCAAUUUGCUCUUCAAUUCCGUCGCACGCAGAACAUGAGGCAGUCAUUCUUCUUCUAGCUUCUUCGCAAGAAGCACGAGAACAUCGUCAAAAAAAAAUCGAUCGAAUUCCUCUCUCCAAAGCCGCAGCAGAGCAAAUAAAAGCAGUACCACCAUCAGCCCCAAACUCAGUGCCCAACUCCAGCGGCGGCUAUUUCUUUUCUCCUCCAGCGAACCAGCAGCAACAUCAACCCAGCUUCCAACUGCAGCAGCCAUGGUCAAUACCUUCUGAACUUUGAGAGACGGUCUACUCUUGCACAACCUCUACGCCUCUUCAGAAUUCUGGCUCCUUCAUUGUCUUCUUGGCAUAAUAGCAGAUUCACCAAUUUGGUGGUCCAUCUCCCUUGACGUCACCAUCUCAUCUUCCUCGCCAGAUUAAUUCUUCUUGGAGAACGAGUAGCAACAGCAACUGAGCAAUGGUUUCUUCGGAUUGAAACAGCUACGGCGGCUCCUAUUGAACAUCGAACGGGUAUUAUCUUCUCCGGCGGCAAGAUGACAACCUGCGAUGGAACUGUUUCGGCUUCAAUUUCCACCGGGAUUUAAUCUGAAAUCAACAUGGUCCCUGCUGCACCUUCAGGUGAAUCUCCUUCCCAACGGAAAUUUGCUGAAAUUCGGAACUUUGAGGUCGCACCAGCAAUAACAGGUCUUUUUUUCCCUGUAAUACGCAAAAAAAAAGAGAGAAAGAAUAGCAGAGAAGAAAAGUUACCUGCUAUGAACUUCGCUUCCAUAAAUCUUUGAUAGCUUUGAGUCUUAAAAUGGAAGAUGCAGAAGAGCAUAAGCUGCGAUUGAUAUUUAUACACAUGGAUGGAGAGUUUAGAUCUCAAAAUCAGCAGAACAUUAGUCUUAAUUGGAUAGAAAUCCUUGAAAGUUGAGGAUAAUCUGGACUCUCCGACUUAAUGCCCCGUAUGACUUAAUAUUUCCCAGCUAAAUGUUUGAGACUUGGACUCUGACUCCGAGUUGCAAUUGAAGUCCAUCACUCCAUAAUUCAGUGUUGGGGGUGCGUAUGUUAAUUUCUUAAAACAAAGAAAUUGAGCCGUCACAUUUUUGGGCCUAUUAGAAAUAAUAGAAUUCUAAAUAAAUGAAUUAUGUUGAUC